GGUUUUCGCGGGAAACUACACUCGUGCAAUAUUCACACACAUUUUGUACACAAAAUAAAUGGAGAAGACGGGUUGCUAGCUAGGCAUGCGACUCUUGCGAUGAGUUGUCCAGUGGCAUUAAUGAGUCAGAAUGUCGUCACAUUUUAGCUGAAUAGGUCUAAUUUGCCAAAGUACAUCCAAAUCGAUGUCGAACACUACAGCUGAAGCAUAACUCUGAAGUGAAGGAGCAUUUCAACAUGGCAUCAACUCAAAUUGAUUCAGAUCUGGCAAGCUGCUCAUAUCAGCUCUCUCCAAAUAACAAACUACCUAAAAAUGCACCCAACCAGCCAGAAGAGGCAACAGAUAGGCCUAAACCCCAAGCAUCACCCAAACGACCAAUCAGGGAUGCAGUAGCUGCUGCAAAGCUCAACAGCGCUCUUCUCCCCGCCAAGGUGACAAGAAUAGGUGCAUCGCCGAAAAGGAUGAAAAAGGAAGGCUCAUGGAGAGGGGAUGAGAGUGCAAUAAAGAAACCUAGUCCAACCAAGAGUGAUAAAAGUGAAGACCAGGACCAAAGUGCCAGUGGGGAAUCGUUCAAGGACUCGGAAUACACAGAAGGUCUAGAUGUGCUUGCUCGUUGGAGUGAUGGCCUUUUCUAUCUAGGAACUGUCACAAAGGUUGAUAAAGAACAUGAGCGUUGUAUGGUAUCUUUCGAGGACGAAUCUGAGUUCUGGGUGCUCUACAAAGAUCUGCAGAAGGCCCACACCCAGAACGAGGAUCAGGACAUCACUUGCUUUAUGUGCAAUGAUGGAAGGUCAGAGUUCCCCAAUGAAAUCGUCAUCUGUGACAGAUGUGGUCGAGGAUACCAUCAACAAUGUCAUAGUCCAGCCAUAGAAGGAUCUAUUCUACAGAAUGAAGAUGAGCCAUGGCACUGUAGACCAUGUGUUUUUGUCAACUCAGUCAAGGUUGGUGGUGCUUUAAAGAAAGGCCCAGCUGCCAAAGCAUUUCAAGAAGUAAAGAAAACUCUUCCUUACAAAAUUGAGAGUAUUCACUGGGAUGCUGGUCACAAGACUAAUACAGAGCAAUGUUAUUGCUAUUGUGGUGGCCCAGGAGAGUGGUAUCUGAAGAUGCUUCAGUGUUGCCGUUGCAGACAGUGGUUCCAUGAAGCUUGCGUCCAGUGUAUAGAGAUUCCGAUGAUGUAUGGCGAUAGGUUCUAUAUAUUUGUAUGUUCUGUGUGCAAUCGAGGUCCAGAGUAUAUCAAGAGGCUUCCUCUAAAGUGGACGGACCUUGCUCAACUGGUGCUUUACCAACUCACUCUGUUACACAAGAAGAAGUACUAUGAUUUUGAAGAGGAGAUUUUACCCAAUCUGACACAGAAUUGGGGCAAUUAUCAAGUACCUCAUCUAUCUGAAACAACUCGAUCCGAGAAGCAAGAAAGAAUGCUAAAUGCACUCCAGAGCUCAAAGAUGAGAUUCUGUGGAAAGAACGAUAACCAGGUCGGAAAAGCAGCAGAGAAUACUGUAUUUGUUUGCGGAAAAGAAGUCAAGAAGAAAAAGAACCUCUGGGGGUUACGGGUCCGCACCCCUCCAGUCUCGCCAACCAUCGUCUUGCCUGCCAUUGGUCAGAUCACUGAUGAUGUCAUGAAUGACAUGAAGAUGACGGGGAAGAAGGUUGUGACCUUUCAGCCAGUCCAGAGUUUAUCUCCUGUGCCAUUGGAAAGGAGAAGGAAACAGAAAGGUCUAACUCCAGAAGAGAUCAUGCGCAAGUCUAAGAAAGCUCGUAAACUCUAUUUACAGGCAACGAGUAAUAAAAUCGGUGACCCUCUGACAAGUCCAAACCAGUCCUAUAAAGGCUAUGGUGGUGGAAUGUGUACAGGACUUACUGUUGUGGCAGGUGGCUGCUCCGUCCUUGAUAUGAUACCCCCUCUGGAAAUGGUACCCUUGGGCAACAACGUUGUCCCGUGCUCAAUGACUCUCUCCUCGCACAGCAGCAGCGACGGAAGCUUGCAAAAUGGUGCAGGACCUAGCAACGGCCAAAUGAACCAAUAUGGCCGUCUGCUCUCAGAACAAUCGAUGGGCAAGAAGCGCAGGGGCAGGAAACGGAAACGAAGGCCCAGCUCCGAGAAUCUGGACGAUGAUACUAGUAAUGAUAGCCAGACGCCUGAGGUUAGUGAUAGUCUCAGAGACACAGAUUCAGAAAUCAAACUAUUAACUCAACAAAGUCCGAGCAAGACGAAAGUGAAUGGCAUCACCGAAGCUGUUUCACCGUUUGGAAUCAUGCACUCUGUUUCAUCGUACUUUGGUGCUGAAGGACGUAUUGCUUGCGGUGAGGGCUACAAGGUGCUUGGGAAGCGCAUCUGUGUCGACGGCAAGGUGCAGUACUUGAUCCAGUGGGAAGGGAGCUCACCGUAAUCCAUAAGCCCUGUGCCUUUUUUGAAAAGAGAAAGUUGCAUCCUGAAGAAAACUGCUCUUUGAGCCCUGAUGAUCUCUAUGAUGGAAGAGGAACUGCAAAGGAGUUUGAGGAAUAUGGCUGUUAAACUUUCCAUUCUUAUAGCAGUAUUGGCAUCAAUGUACCAUAUGGAAUAUAUGCAAUUGAAAGAGCAACACUAUGCCUAUUGACCACCAUAAAGCACUUUCCAAUAUGCAUAUGAGUGAGAAAAGCGUGCAACAUAAUAGAAAGAUUGGCUUAUAGAUGCAAAAUGGCAUAUUAAUGGGGUAUUCAGGGCUUCCAUAUAAGUAAAAAAAUAUGUAAAAGUAAGAAGGUAUCAUGAUGCAUAUAUAGAGGAAUUCAUUGCCUUGGGCAUUUGGUGACGCGGCAUUAUCAUUUAGCUGCAUCAUAAUGUUGAUACGGACAGUGCAUACCUGUCGAACAUAGAUUGGCUUUAGCAAGUCUUCUUAAACAUUGUAGAAUACCAUGAUGAGAUCUACUCGGUCCACUUUCCUUUACAGUACCCAUUUAACCCUAAUAAAGACUGGAGGGGGGCUGAUUCGGCCCCCUCUUAACGUGAUAAAUCUGCUGCGCAAAAUGUUUUGACCGCUUCACUCGCUGACUUUAAACUUUCCAGGCUUGCGCAACUUUUGAGAUCAAAAUUGCGACCCCAGGAUACGCGGUUCUGAAAUUAGGUAACAUUUCGUGAGUGCAUGCAGUUCCAAAAUUGCUCAAAAAUGUGAAUUUGUGUUCAAAUCUAAUGCAAUUGCAAAUAGUGUUUUUAGCCAAAAUUCAUAA
Lytechinus variegatus (green sea urchin) is the source of this 3201-nucleotide messenger RNA. Its product is annotated as metal-response element-binding transcription factor 2-like. Gene Ontology annotation, biological process: regulation of DNA-templated transcription; chromatin organization. Gene Ontology annotation, molecular function: DNA binding; chromatin binding. The coding region runs from base 237 to 2387 and encodes 716 amino acids. Gene Ontology annotation, cellular component: nucleus. NCBI's taxonomy places the organism in Eukaryota, Metazoa, Echinodermata, Echinoidea, Temnopleuroida, Toxopneustidae. The transcript is spliced from 16 exons. The record is from RefSeq and is a predicted model, not a curated record.